UCAAUUGUGUUUUGCCUGCAUCAAUUAUGGAGCUUACUCUGCCCGUUGUCCUGCUGCUGCUGCUGCUCGGCUGUGCGUCGGUGUCCGUCCAGGGACACGCCUCCGAAUUACCCUCGGGUAUCCAAAGAUGUGAGAUCCAGGACCAGAAUUGUGUAAAGAACGGUGUCAACCAUGUGCUGAGGAACUUUGCAAAGACCGGCAUUAAAGAACUUGCGCUGAUCCCCCUAGAUCCACUGCACGUCACCACAUUCAAAAUCGCACGUAAUCCCAACAGCCCGGUUAACAUUGAUCUGAGCUUCCACGAAGUGGACAUACUGGGCCUCCAUCUGGGAAAUGCCAAGCAAGUGAGUGGCUUCACGCCUGAUCUCAGCCGUAAAGUGGAGCUGAUCAUGGAUGUGCCCGAAAUAAUCGUUAAAGGACCCUACGCCGUUGAUGGCCGAGUACUAAUCCUGCCCAUUGUGGGCAAGGGCAAGGCCGUAAUCCGACUGAAGGACUGCAAGAUUCGAGCUCAGAUCAAAUUCAAGGCCGUGCACAAGGGCGAGCACCAGACCUUUGCCGAGGUCGAAAGCGCCAGUGUGGAUAUCGAUCCCUCUCAUGUGACCUACCACCUGGAAGGACUCUUCAACGGCCAGAAGGAGCUGAGCGACAACAUGCAUGUCCUUAUCAACGAGAACUGGCACGAGAUCUUCAACGAACUGAAGCCUAGCAUUGGAGAGGCCUUCGGGCUGAUCACUAAGUCUGUUCUGGGCAGGAUAUUUGGCAAACUGCCGCUCGAGCAUCUGUUUGUGCUAUAAACCAU
Drosophila serrata is the source of this 799-nucleotide messenger RNA. Its product is annotated as protein takeout. NCBI's taxonomy places the organism in Eukaryota, Metazoa, Arthropoda, Insecta, Diptera, Drosophilidae. The record is from RefSeq and is a predicted model, not a curated record. Gene Ontology annotation, biological process: multicellular organismal reproductive process.